AUGCUAGAUCAUCUCAGCUGGGAGCAGGCGCAGGAUGGACAGGAUAUGGUAGUGGGAGAGAAGGCUAAACUUAUGGCGGGCAAUUAUAGAGUAGAGGCUCUGAAGAAGCGCCUGCGGCUUUUAGGUUGCGGCAAGGAAGAGCGAUGGUGGAUUUGCGACAUUUACAACAAAGCGACCUUGUCGUCUUCAGAUAAUACACUUUUCCAGGGCCCAAAGACAGAGGUAGAGCGGCAAAUGCUAGAACACCUUGGGCUAAGUGGUCGAGUCAAAUUUCCAGUGAGGCGACUAGGCACUCUAUGGAGGAAUCAGAAUUGGAAGCAAAUGAUUACAAGAUGGUGCGAAUUCUUGCUUGGCCAGGCAACAUUUAACAUUUCUACAUUUGAAUGGAUGGCGAGCUGCAGGAUUGACGAUUUCUGGUUCACCACGUUCCACUCUGUAAUUAACUCAAUAUCUCAAAUACGCAGUGAAUUCAGCAUUGACGUCCAGUCUAGUGACUGGAUUCAGUUGGCAAGUCUCCCGCAACAAAACCUUUUCUUGACAGCUGGCGACGACGUAUACGAUAACCUAGGCUUUGCGGACGUCCACUCCCUCCUUAAGACCACGAAGCAGGAGGGGAAGGUAAUGAGCAUUGUCAUGUCCCAUGUUUGCCAAUGGCUAAACCGUGAUCCUGCAAGAGUCGGCGAGCGUGACAACAACAAGCCUCUCCUACGCAAGGAUUUCCUGCCAGCUUUGCGGGAGAAGUGCGGCGAUGAUGCGGAGAAGCAGUCUAUAAAACUCCAGGAGCGUCUUUUGGGGUACGUCAGAGACAAAAUGAGCGAUUUCACCAGCCCAGGAAUGGAGCAUUACCUACACGAGUACCCAGACAAUGCCAGGGAUGCUUAUGCUAAACGGUUCGAGCAUCAGGCAUGGAGAGACAUGCUGAUUCUUGUUGUUGAUUCAACACUAAGGAUCCUAGGGAGAUAA
This is a messenger RNA of Lindgomyces ingoldianus, 963 nucleotides long. RefSeq lists its product as uncharacterized. Bases 1 to 963 code for a protein of 320 amino acids. Lineage: Eukaryota; Fungi; Ascomycota; Dothideomycetes; Pleosporales; Lindgomycetaceae. The transcript is spliced from 7 exons. The record is from RefSeq and is a predicted model, not a curated record.